CGUGAAAAGCCUGCAGUCUUUGUGUCCUGCUCUGUACCAGAGUGUCAGUGUCUAAGCCCUUGGUGUCCCUCGGAGCUCAGCUGGGGCAGCCGCUGUCACUGCCAGGCUUCCAGCCUCCCACUGAGAGCAACACAGAGGACACAAUGGCCACCUCCACCAGCCUGCUGCUGCUACUGCUCCUGAGCCAGCCCUGGGCGGGGGCCAGUGCUGAGACCCAGGCUGUGGUGUGCGCGGGGACUGCUUGCUACACGGCCCACUGGGGCAAGCUGAGUGCGCCUGAGGCCCAGCUUCACUGCAGCAAGAACGGGGGCAACUUGGCCACGGUGAGAACUGAGGAGGAGGCCCAGCACAUCCAGCGAGCACUGGCCCAGCUCCUGGAGCCAGGGAUGCCUUUGGCAACCCGGGUGGGCAAGUUCUGGAUAGGACUCCAGCGAGAGAAGGGCAAGUGCUUGGAUCCCAGCCUGCCUCUGAAGGGCUUCAGCUGGGUGGGUGGUGGGGAGGACACACCUUAUGCCAACUGGCACAAGGAGGCCAGAAGCUCUUGCAUCUCCAGGCGCUGUGUGUCCCUAAUGCUAGACCUGUCCCUGCUUCCCCUCACCAGCCGCCUCCCCAAGUGGUCCGAGGGCCCCUGUGGGAGCCCGGGUUCUCCUGGAAGCAACAUCGAAGGCUUUGUGUGCAAGUUCAGCUUCAAAGGCAUGUGCCGGCCCCUGGCCCUGGGAGGCCCAGGUCAGGUGAACUACACCACCCCCUUCCAGGCCACCAGCUCCUCCCUGGAGGCUGUGCCCUUUGCCUCUGUGGCCAAUGUGGCCUGUGGGGAUGGGGAAAAGAGUGAACAGUAUUUCUUCCUGUGCAAGGAGAAGGCCAUUGAUGUGUUCGACUGGAGCAGCUCGGGUCCCCUCUGUAUCAGCCCUGAGUACGGCUGCAACUUCAACAAUGGGGGCUGCCAGCAAGAUUGCUUCGAGGGGGGAGAUGGCUCCUUCCGCUGCGGCUGCCGCCCCGGAUUCCGGCUACUGGAUGACCUGGUGACCUGUACCUCCCGGAACCCUUGUAGCUCCAGCCCCUGUGGAGGGGUGGCGACAUGCGUCCCUGGACCCCUUGGGAAAAACUACACGUGCCUCUGCCCCCAAGGCUACCAUCUGGACUCAACUCAGCAAGAUUGUGUAGAUAUGGAUGAGUGCCAGGAUUCCCCCUGUGCCCAGGAGUGUAUCAACACUCCUGGGGGCUUCCGCUGCCAGUGCUGGGUGGGCUAUGAGGCCAGCGGCCCUGGAGAGAGGGCUUGUCGGGAUGUGGAUGAAUGUGAGACAGGCCACUCACCCUGUACCCAGAGCUGCACCAACACAGAUGGCUCCUUCUACUGCUCCUGCAAGGACGGCUAUGUUUUGUCUGGGGAGGACGGCACCCAGUGCCAGGAUGUGGACGAGUGUGAGGGCCCAGAGGGCAGCCUCUGUGACAGCUUAUGCUUCAACAUGCAGGGGUCCUUCCGCUGCGGCUGCUUGCCAGGCUGGGAGCUUGCCCCCGACGGGGUCUCCUGCAUCGUGGGGCCCACGUCCCUAGGAGGAUUGGCUGGACCUCUUCAAGGGGAGAACACAGGAGGUAGAGAGGGGAGAAUCGUGUCUUCUGCCACAAUGUCAAGUCCAACUGGGGACCCUAAGGGCACCUCCAAGGUGGCACUCACCAUGAGGAAAUCCUCCCUCCCACCCAAUGCCUCUAUCACCCCUGCCCCACCCAAGACACUGACCCCCAGUAGGUCCCCUGGCAUCUGGAUUGAGCCCAGCAACCACCACUCCACAACCACCACCAGCCAUGAGGAGUCUACGGGUGAGGAUUUCAUGGUCCAACAAAAGGAUGACGGCACUGAUGGGCAGAAGCUGCUUUUGUUCUACAUUCUGGGCGCUGUAGUGGCCAUCUUACUCUUGCUGGCUCUGGCCCUAGGACUGCUGGUUUACCGCAAGCGCAGAGCCAAGAGGGAGGAGGAGAAAAAGCCCCAGAGCGCAGCAGACAGCUACUCCUGGGUUCCAGAGCGAGCUGAGGGCAGGGCCAUGGAAAACCAUUACAGUCUGACACCUGGGACGGACUGCUGAAGAUAAAGUGGUCCCAGAGACACUGACAGUCAGCUGCCACCAUCUUCAGAGAUUUAUGCUCCCUGUCAGAAGGCAGGACCCACAUCCUUCUAAAAGACUGGACUGGAAUCUUAGCAAACAGUUGUAAACUUUCUCCUUAAAAGCCUGGCAACUUGGAAUGUGCAGGUAUAUUCUAUGUGUGUGUGAUACUCCUGAAGUUGUGCGUCACUGCAGGAAUUUUGUGAAUAUUAACAAUUCUCACUCUCUCUUGUCAAAUUCAAGUGUGACUGAUUUCAUUUUUUGCAUUCAUUCUGAAUUGCAAGUUUGGUGCUAAUGGGCUCCUUUCGAACUGCUUCUCUGCUGACAGGAGUUAUCUAAGAAGAAAAGGGGUCUGAUAAUGCUAAUUAGGACUGAAAUGGUGUGUUCCUCUUAGUAUAAUGGAGACUAAGUGAAUUAAUAGCUUAAUUAUAUAAGAAGCUCUUUUUUGUUUUUUGUUUUGUUUUGUUUUGUUUUUGUCAGAGGGAAACUGUUCAGGACUGGGAACAUCUCUUUACCUUUACGGCUGUCCUUGAUAUUGUUGAAAUCCUCCACAUUGACCAGAAAUCCACCUAAAUGCUUAGGUAGCAAGGAGGCAGUUUGUUUAGACAUACAUUUCCUUGUUCUUAAGUUACUGAUGAUAGUCUUGGAUUUAUUUGCCAGUGAAGCCUGAAAAAUGUGGUAAAAGUUAUAUGAAGUGAGUUAAAAAGGUUUUUGAAAACAAAUAACCUAAAGUGCUGGAGAAAGAGAGGCUGGGGUUUGCUCCACAAGCAUUUAAAUCUAAAUUCAUCUAAAUGUUCUGAUGUUAACACACACUUGACUAUUGAUGAGAUGAAAACUCAUAAGGAAAAAAGCCAAGGACAACUUGUCUCUGAGCCAGUGCAGCCCCAAGACACCCUCCAUCCUGGGCUGCCUGGCCUUCACCUCAUGCAACUCUGGAUUUGGGUGUUUGACUGUAGAUAGAGAAAGCACCAAAAAGUCUAUCAUUCUGAUUGUUUCUAUAGGAUGUGUGAGAGAAAUGAUAUGCUGAGUUCUGAAAGCUGUCAUCAUAAACUGUUUUAGCAUAGUUCAUAGUCCAUAUGGCAUCCUGAGAACUUGAUCCUGAUUUGUGGCUGUAGGAUACAAAAAAGUCAGGGAUGGGUCGUGCAGGAUUCUGUCCCAGUGCUGCUUCAGGAACUUGUGUCCCCUUUCUCUCUUUUCAGUAAAAAGGGUGGGGGUGGGGGAGAGAAAAUAACUAAAAUCUUUUGCAACUGCAAAAACUACUCAAAGCAAUUUUAAUUUAUAUCCUCAUUUGUAAGUGCUCAAUUGCAAAGAUUUGCCCUUAAUGUAGAUGAUAGCAUAUAGUUCCACCUGACUCACCAGAAAGCAACUGGAAUGGUGGGAAUUGUUAGAGCUGCCUUAGUGGCACUGGGAGGCCUCUGAUGGACAGGAGCUUGUCUGCUGCCAACAUAGAGAAGGACAGAGGGAAUGUGUUUCCUUCCAGAGACUCCAAAUUCUGCUCCUCAGAAGGAGGAUACCUUACUGUUUCUGGUUUUGUCUUAGAAAUGCAUCUGUCCCAGAGGUCCACACCCUGGGUGGGAAUAGUGUCAGGUACACAGCCUUCAAAGUCAAAUAAAUAUCCUUUUGCCAAUUUUGAAAUGUAGAUGCUACAGUUCAGAUUUUUUUCAAGACAAUGGAAAACUGAAGGGGAAUGAUGGAAGGAAAUAUGGAGGCUCUUUCGUGCAUAGUAGGGGUUUGGAAAAUCUGUCUUUUAAAGUCAGUUUUCACUUGGAAUAUUGGUAUUUAACACUCAAGGAGACAAAAGCUGUGCCCAUUGACCACAGGACUCUUGGCAGUGUGCUGUAUGGGAACCAACUGUUUGACCAUUCAGAUGAUUUUAAAGACUUGGCCAGAUGUGUUGCUGACCAGUAUCUGCACUUACAUGUAAUAAAUACAAAUUCCACAGCUUUAUUCCUCCACCUUUACAGUUCUUACCCUUUUCACUUGGGAUAGAGGUGACAUUCCUACUCUGGGCUUCACCCAAGUCCUCUGUGAUCCUGUGGACCUUGAAUUCGCUGAGGUCCCCAAUGUGCCCUCUCAUUUCAGUGUUCCAUUUCUUCUAUGGUCCAGCCUCAUUUCCUGGUCUCUGUGUUUGAGUUCUUCUAUGGUAGGAACAGGCAGCCUAGUCCCCCACACCGGGGAGACCAUGUAGAUCCACGCUGUGGAACCCACAACCCACAAGGGGAGAUGUGGGUUGGGAAAUAGCAGUUUCUUAGAGUCCCUUCUGGCAGAGUUGGUCCUCCGAAGGCCAAUGAGGUCUCCUGCUCUCAGGCCCACCAGCAGCCAAGAUCUCCAACCUGGGUGACCUCAGGCAGAAAAUCUAAUGGAAACUGCCGGCCUCAAACAGAUGUUUUAUUCUCCGAUUUAAUACUGCUGCAAUUCUGUCUGAGGUACUCAAAUCUUUGUAUUGGGGAGCUUGGAGCUGCAACAAUGGAUAAACAAGUGCCCAUCGGUUGCUUGGCAAUUGGCAAACCACCUGUUUAUCCAGAGGAGGCCCAGGUGGCUCUGCCAUGACACAGCCAGAGACUGAGCAUGGGGAGAGGUGGUUCUGCUAUGCGCAGACUCCCCUAACCAUGUCCCUGGGCCGGACAGGAACAGAUCUGCUGAGCAGCACAAGUAGGACGAUGGGGAGAGGGAAAAGCCUCCACCUGGCAACAAGCUCAAAGCAAUGGAGACUUUUGUCCAAACAGUUUCCCAUAGUUCAAUAAUUCUGGGAGACUCUUGGAAAAACUAUAUUUGAGGUAAACUCACCAUCUUCCACCCUCUACCUCCCAAGGCAGAUAAUUUAGAGGGGAUGGCACCCUUAAACAUGCAGCCCACUAGACCCAUUCCUGAAUUUCAGGGACAGUCACUGCUUUUUCUUAUUCAUUGUUGGAGAGGCCUGAUGCAGGAAGAAAAUAUCCCCAGGGAAUCUGAGGCAUGGAGAAAGCCAAGGAUGAGGCAAUUUCCAAAAAUGCCUGGUGAGUGGUAGGCUUGGUGAGUGUCCUUUGUAGGAUGCCCCACGACUGCUCAACAGCGUGGCCUCAUGGCAAAGCAGCCAUUGAGGGUGGCUUGAUCAUAGCCCUGGUCACAUUGUGGUGCUACACAGCUGUGUGAGUGAAUUAAGUGGUUUCUGAGUUGAGGACAGGAGGACUGUGGCUAUAGUCACUGCCAGGCCUUGCCAGGCCAUCUCUAGCCCUACGUGCUAUUCAGUGAUACACUAGCAACCGUUGGGAAAGGCUCCUCCUCACAACUUCCUAUGACCAGGCAAACAAGUGGAAUAAAAAGUUAAGCAUGUAGCACAUGCUCAUGUACAUUGUGCAGGAGGGACUGAGUAUGAAACACAUCUCUUUUUUCUUAAACACAUAUGUAUGAGUUGCUGUUCUCUUUCACGUUCUAAUCAUGAGCGCUUGCUUGUCUGAGCAUGGGACCUGGACUUUUACCACUCAGCAAUCUUUGAAGAAUAUGGAUUUGACCAUUAGUUACUUUUAUUCCAACUUUCUUUCCCAUAAUUUUUUUUUUUGUGUGUGUGUGACAACUAAGAGAAGAGAGACGAGGUUUGACAAGGAAAAUGUACUAAAUUCAAAAUAACAGUUUUUUUAAGGCAAAUAUAAGAAAACCUUUUCAUAUUAUUUUUCUUCUGAGCUUCUCCAUUGUCUAGAUCAGCAAAACAGGAAAGCAUUGAUUUCUAGCAGCUGCAAAUGGUGUAAUGUCCCGACAUAUUUCCAUCACCUUAGACAAUAGGUUUAGUGUGGGAAUCUGAGCUAUGAGCCCUGAAAGCAUCUGUUCCUGUCUGGCUGCAAAACCUACUGCUUAAAUCUGUGUGGUUUGUCAACCAAAAAAAGAGGACGAUAAUCAAAAUUCUCCACGUGUCCAAUAAUCAAAUACCUUAUUCCAUUCCAGAUUCCGAAAACUCAUACUUACUGAAGUGCUUUAAAAAAAAAAAAAAAAAAAAAAGAAUUAUGUUUUGGUCUGUUCUUAGAGAUAAUGCCCAUCUAUUUUAGGAAGAAACUCUGGAAUUCUUUUCUUACAUUGUUCCUUUUAUCUACAAGGUGGCAAGUGUUUCCUUUCAGCAGAUUUUGUCCCCUGGUCCCUGGGAUAAAGUUCUUUUUGUAUAUUUGGUUUACGCUUGAAUUAGGUCAUAUGCAAGUCUCAUUCUGUGAUAUUAGGUGCGAUUUAUAAAUGUCAGUAAUCACUUCAUGAAUGCUAAAUGAGUAUAUAAAUAUUUUUAAAUACGUGUACUUGAAAUUUGUUCCACUGAAUCCGGAAUCAUGGAAUUUCUAGGCAGGGUUUAUUUUCAUCCUAGGCAUAAGUGCUUUGCAGUUUGCAGGGAGGGCACGCUUGAAGAUUGCACUGUUCCUCAGAAUUCUGAGAUACCGAGAGGCAUCUUGGGUCAGCCUCAAGAAGUGGCAAGUUUGUUGAUCUUUGCACUCUUUGUUACACACCUAUUCUAAUAAACUCUGGAAUACA
Molecule: messenger RNA, 6584 nt
Organism: Rhinolophus ferrumequinum (greater horseshoe bat)
Lineage: Eukaryota; Metazoa; Chordata; Mammalia; Chiroptera; Rhinolophidae
Gene: CD93
Product: CD93 molecule
Exons: 2
Coding region: 144-2081 (645 amino acids)
Biological process (GO): cell migration
Cellular component (GO): external side of plasma membrane; extracellular matrix
Molecular function (GO): extracellular matrix protein binding; calcium ion binding; extracellular matrix binding
Source: RefSeq, a predicted model, not a curated record